Messenger RNA from Microbotryum saponariae, 619 nucleotides. The record is from the annotation of a GenBank genome assembly. NCBI's taxonomy places the organism in Eukaryota, Fungi, Basidiomycota, Microbotryomycetes, Microbotryales, Microbotryaceae.
AUGCGUGUCUCCGUUUUGGUCAGUCUCUAUACAGCAUCACAAGUUGGGGUGGACUAAGUGCUGACCGUUGCUUUGUUUUGUUCCCUCGCAGGCCGACUGCUUGAACAACAUCCACAAUGCCGAGAAGCGAGGCAAGCGCCAGGUCUUGAUCCGACCUUCGUCCAAGGUCAUCGUCCGAGUUUUGACCGUCAUGCAGAAGCACGGUUAGUCAUAUCCGCCUUUUACUUGAUGCCACUGGAUGACUGAUGCCGCUUCUUCCUCGUUGAUCCAGGCUACAUUGACGAGUUCGAGGAGAUCGUGCGUUUGCCUGUCCCAGGGCAAACUAGCAACCCGAACCCCGUGGGAACUGACCCCCCGCUCUCCCCCGCUUCGAACUCUUUCAUAGGACGACCACCGAUCGGGCAAGAUCGUUGUCCAAUUGAACGGCCGCAUCAACAAGUGCGGUGUCAUCUCCCCCCGCUUCUCCAUCAAGAACGCCGACAUUGAGCAAUGGGUCACCAUGCUCCUCCCCGCUCGUUCGUUCGGGCUCUUGAUCCUCACCACCGACCAAGGUAUCAUGGACCACAACACCGCCCGUCGCAAGCACACCGCCGGAAAGAUCUUGGGCUUCGUUUACUAA